Messenger RNA from Ctenopharyngodon idella (grass carp), 1767 nucleotides. RefSeq lists its product as uncharacterized. Bases 577 to 1470 code for a protein of 297 amino acids. NCBI's taxonomy places the organism in Eukaryota, Metazoa, Chordata, Actinopteri, Cypriniformes, Xenocyprididae. The record is from RefSeq and is a predicted model, not a curated record. The transcript is spliced from 6 exons.
AAAUCAGCACAUGAAUCUCAACAAUGGUGACAUACUUCAUGCCGCAAUGCUUGAUGGGAGUCAUGAGUUUUAUAGUGGCUCCCAGAAUGCACAGAUUCAUAUGCUGAUUCUUGAUGUCUAAAUGUUUCUCCAUUUAAAAAAAAAAAAUAGUUAUUUAAAAAAAAAAAAAAAAACACCUUUUAAGAAAUGGUGCAUCAUUUCAGACACACACCCUGGAUGGGCGGACAGAUGGGAGGAUGGAUGGAUAAUUGAAUGAAUGAUGUGUUGGUGGAUGGAUUGAGGAUUAGUGGAUGAAUUUAUGUAUGGAUGUAUGGAUGGAUGGAUGGAUGUAUGAAUGGAUGGAUGGAUUGAUGAUUGGUGGAUGGAAGGAUGAAUGGAUGAUGGCCAGACUUUACCUUUAGUGCUCUGAAGAGUUUUUUUUUUUUUUUUUUUUUUUUCAAACUAUACUUCUGUCACAGUUGUGUUUACUUAUAGGGAAGUGUAACUCUACACACACACACACACACACAGAAUACCUAUCCAUUAUAUAUUUAGUGUGAGAACAGGUAGUGGGAGUCGAGGUUGAAGCAGGCAGUCAUGAGAACCGUCACCUCCAUCAGUUUCUCAGCAGUGCUUGGUCUUUCAGUGCUGUGGCUGAUGGAGAACUCACUGGCUCUUACCGUCACUGGAUCUGUGGGAAGCAACAUCUCAGUCACCUGCAGAUAUCCUGAAACGUACGAGAAUAACAGCAAGUACUUCUGCCAGAUGAGCGAUUCAUUUGCUCAGAGAGAUCCUCAGUGUGUUCAGACGACCCGGAGAGAGACGAGGUCUGAACGAGGGAGACUGACUCUUCUGGACAACACCAGCUCUCAUGUUCUCACAGCUCUCGUCUCUAGACUGGCUCCAGAAGACUCUGGAAAGUACUGGUGUGGUGUAGAUAUCAGUCUGCUGCCUGAUUUCACCUCCGAGAUCUGGUUAACAGUCACCAAAGGGGAUCCCCAAGAACAAACCAAAAACCACUUCCUGGAAGAACCUGGCGAGUCUAACUCCAGGUUCAUGAUGAUGGUGGCUUCGAUGUGUGUUUUCGCUCUGUUUUUCGUGUGUGUGUUUGGUCUGUUUCAAGUCCUCAAGCACAACAGCCGCAGUAACUCAGGUUCUGUUCUCCACCGCACCAGAACAACAUCAAACUCAAUGCCGGAUGGACACCAAAGAAUAAAUCAUCCAGACUCAUUCAAAGAUCAAAGUGAUAAAGAGGAAUUUUACAGACCCACAAACCCAGAUUAUACAAACACAGAGCCGGUCGACACAGAUUCCUACUACAUAGAUGUAGUUUCAGCACAAACACAAGAUCAGAUCUACACAGAACUGGACACCAGUAGACAGAGUCACGUGUAUCAGAGUCUUACAGCAGAUUCUGUUGAAGAGGCCAUCUAUCAGACUAUUGAUCAAACAACUGACUCAACACUGAAGCCUCAUCAACAGCCAUCUUGAGAUGGUAUUUUACUUAUUAAAUAAAAUACAGAAAUCAUUCUCAUUUGUCUCAGUUAUAGUUCAUUGAUACAGUAACUGCCUAAUAAGAUAUUUUAAGAGUUUUUACUAUUUUGUUUAUCGUCUUCACUUUGCUGUCUGCAUUGCAUUUGCACCUGAUUGGCUGCAUUUUUGUCUUGCUCAGUAAAAAUAUAUAAACAUCUUUAAACUGUUUCUCUGAAAACAAGUUUUAUUAGCUUAUGCAGUUUUGCUUCACAUGAAUUAAUCUUGUUUUUAAAAAAAAUAAAUAUUGGAAAACAA